This is a messenger RNA of Cotesia glomerata, 2078 nucleotides long. Its product is annotated as arylsulfatase B-like. The record is from RefSeq and is a predicted model, not a curated record. The coding region runs from base 200 to 1966 and encodes 588 amino acids. The transcript has 7 exons. NCBI's taxonomy places the organism in Eukaryota, Metazoa, Arthropoda, Insecta, Hymenoptera, Braconidae.
CAUUCAACUUUAGAUACAUACACUUACCCACACAAAUAUUUAAUUGUGGGUGUAGUAUAUAAAUUCAUGGCUCUCAUCAAGGGCCUCCAGUCGCUGGUUUACCAUGUUUUGAUAUUCUUCCCAAGAACCCUAAGAAAGUUUCACUUAAAGUGCCUGUAAAUAAAUAAUUUAGUUGUGCCUGGUGAUUUUAAUUACAAAAAUGCGGUUUUUUUCCGUUUGCUGGACACUUACUCUUUUAUUUUCUUCCGGAUUCUGUGCUAAAUUUCAUGACGGACAGUAUGAAUCUGCACCUCAUAUUAUUAUCUUCAUGGUGGAUGAUUUGGGAUGGAAUGACGUAAGUUUCCAUGGAUCCAGUCAAAUUUUUACGCCGAACAUUGAUGCUCUGGCUUACAACGGGAUAAUAUUGAAUAGACAUUACACACUGCCGUCAUGUACGCCAACCAGAGCUGCAUUUAUGUCGGGGAAAUAUCCGAUACGGAUGGGAAUGCAAGGGGAAGGAAUAGUAGGCGGUGAACCACGUGGACUACCAUUAAACGUACGAAUUCUCCCGGAGUAUCUCCGAGAUCUUGGAUACUCCACAAGACUUAUCGGCAAGUGGCACCUGGGAUUCUACACUAAGCAACACACUCCUCUGGAGCGGGGUUUUGAUCACUUUUUUGGAUUCUAUAACAGCCAUAUUGCUUACUUUGACUACAGAUACAAUUCACCUUCAGGAAAUGCCAGUGGGUUCGAUUUGCAUCGAGAUGAUUGUCCGGCUCACGACAUUCGCAACCAAUACGCCACGGAUUUGUUCACUGAAGAAGCAGUACGUAUAAUUGAAAAUCACGACUCGACGAACCCGCUGUACCUCCAAUUGAGUCAUCUUGGUGUUCAUGCUCCAAUAGAAGCACCGCUCGACAAUCCUUAUAUGGAAAACUUUGCUCAUAUUCGUGAUCCAAAUCGCCGGAAAUAUGCCUUGAUGGUAUCACGGAUUGAUGAGUCAUUAGGCCGCAUUGUUGCGACUUUAGGUGAUAAGAAUAUGUUGAAAGACAGUAUAAUUGUUUUUAUGACUGAUAAUGGAGCACCAACUAUUGGAACGCAUCGCAAUUCUGGAUCCAAUUGGCCACUGAGAGGUACCAAGUAUACGUUGUACGAGGGUGGUGUGAGAGGUGUAGCAGCAAUUUGGUCUCCACGAUUGCACGCAAUGGCUCGUGUAGCGAACAACCUAAUGCACGUGACCGACUGGCUCCCGACUUUGUAUUCAGCAGCUGGAGGGAACGUCGUAGAUUUGGGCGGAAUCGACGGCGUGGAUCACUGGCCACACUUGAACCGGGGCAGAGAUCCUCCCCGUCAUGAACUCCUGCUGAACAUCGACGAGGAGUCUAAAACAGAAGGAGUUAUUAAGCGCAAUUAUAAAUUAGUCCGCGGUACUUACAAGCGCGGGUACUACGAUCAGUAUUACGGAGAGUCUGGAAAAAAUCACGACGCAGUGGCCUAUAAUUUCACUUUGGUCCACACCAGCGUGGUCUCUUCGGCGAUCCACGCUCACUUGGGCCACCCAAUGACCCAGCCGACUUACAUGACUCACUUAUGGGAGAACGCGACAGUUGUGUGCGAGCACAAAAGUACUUUUUCUUAUUGCAAUGAAACAGAGUGUCUCUUCAACAUUCUUACAGAUCCCUGCGAGAGGACAAACAUCGCUAAAAGAUAUCCAAAGGUUGUCUCCGAGCUGGAUAUGAUCCUGGAAAAAUACGGCAGUGUAUUAGUGAGGCAGCCGAAGCUGCCAAUUGACGAGAUGGCCGAUCCUAAAAGACGGAACGACACCUGGGCACCCUGGCUUGAUCAGGGACCAACUAUCUACCCUUGGCCAGGGAACAAUGCAGCAGCAACAGUUUGUACGUUAGCAGUGUGUGUUCAUGUUGGAAUAGCUUUACUUAUUGUCAGUAUAAGUGCUUUCUUUGGACUCAAUGACUCUGUCAUGAGCUAAAAAAAAUGCUGUUCUGCGACUAUUUCUUUUCUUUUCUCACUAGGAAGUGUUCAAGUAUUACGUAAGCAGGUUUAAGGAUUUCAUACGUUCAAUUUUUUAUUUUUUAGCUAUU